This is a messenger RNA of Vigna unguiculata (cowpea), 1736 nucleotides long. Its product is annotated as putative caffeoyl-CoA O-methyltransferase At4g26220. Lineage: Eukaryota; Viridiplantae; Streptophyta; Magnoliopsida; Fabales; Fabaceae. Gene Ontology annotation, biological process: protein transport. The record is from RefSeq and is a predicted model, not a curated record. Gene Ontology annotation, molecular function: O-methyltransferase activity; S-adenosylmethionine-dependent methyltransferase activity.
UUAGCCAAAGGUCCAUUCAAACUGUGAAAUAUAAUUUACUUGGUUCAAACAAACAGCAACAGUGUUUCUCGUUCAUUUGAAUUUCGUGUCGUAGAAGCUAUGUUUCCGAAUUUCAAGUCCAAAAAAUGCAAAACCGCGUUGAAGCUUGCGGUUUCACGGAUAGAGGUUUUGAAGAACAAGAGCGAACGGCAAGUGAAGCAGCUACGGAAAGAAUUGGCUGACUUGCUUCACUCUGGCCACAACCAUGCUGCCAGAGUCAGAGUGGAAUAUGUAGUGAUGGAAGAGAAGACCAUGGGAGCAUACGAUCUUAUUAAGAUAUACUGUGAACUCAUUACAGCACGUAUGCCAGUGAUUGAAUCACAGAAUAGAAACUGCCCAGUAGAUUUGAAGGAAGCGAUUUCGAGUGUAAUAUUUGCAUCCCCAAGGUGUUUAGAUAUACCUGAGCUUGUGGAUGUCAAGAAGCAUUUUAUGGCUAAGUAUGGGAAAGAGUUUGUCUCAGCAGCUGUUGAAUUACGCCCUGAAUGUGGUGUAAAUCGUUUGUUGGUUGAGAAAUUGUCUCACAGAGCACCAGAUGGUCCAACCAAAAUCAGAAUACUGAUUGAAAUUGCAGAGGAAUAUAAUGUCAGAUGGCAACCGUCUUUAGAAGAAAAUGAUGAGAAUCUGUCUCACGAUUUACUGGCUGGACCAAGCACUUUUGAGAAGGGUACUCCCGUGGAACCUCCACAACUUCGUGUUCCACUUGUUGGUGAUGAAAAAGAACCUCCUAGUUUACAUGCUUCUUGUCAACUUACAGAAAUGCAAGAUAUGUCUAGAAGUUUUUGCGAGAAGCAUGGAAAACUAAAAUCUUCAGACAUAAUUGGGAGAUGGAAUUCAAAGAUGCUGCAACUGCUGCACAGGUAGCUGCAGAAUCUGCAGAACGUGCAAGCGUGGCUGCAAGAGCAGCUGCUGAACUUUCCAACCGUGAAAAUUUAACAAGACAGUGUUCAAGUGAAUGGAAGAGUUCUUCUAGAGGAGGGUUUAGAGCUGAAUUAUCUCUAGAAUAUGCUUUUCAUUCUUCCAAACAUCUUUCUGCUGGUUAUGUUACUAGCACAUUCCGAAGAAGCGCUUUUGAGAUACACCAUGAACAGACUAAUGUAACUGAACAACACAAUGAACAUUUCAUGAAUGGUAAUGAUAAUGUGGUGAAACCUUGCAAGAAAGUGCAAGGUGAAGCAAACAAGGAAUCAAGUGGAAGUGGCUCAGAUGCAUACUUAGAUUCUGAUACUAGUGAUUCUGAGCAUGGAUCAGCAGAAGAUGCAGGUUCAGAACCUAGAAAUGAGGAAACUGUAACAUUAUCUGCAAUGAUACCAGAUAAGGAAGAGACUUCAAAACCUUUAAACUGUGAUGAGGAUAUUCCCUCAAAGAAGAAGGCACUACAUGUUCAUCCAAAGUUACCUGAUUGUGACACCUUCGCUGCCCAAUUUUCGUCUCGUAAGAAGCAUCUUCAAUAAAUUUUCAAGUUCUUGCUUGCAACAACAUAGUACCCUUUGCUGAAAUUGUGGAGAAAAACAAUGAGUGGUGUUAUGUUAUUUACACACGAUGUUUUGUUUAAUGUAGUGGUGGCGUGCACUGCAAUUUUAAAUACUUUAUUCAACUCAUUGUUCCUGUUUAGAUACGAGAAACUCAUUGUUUACUAAUAGUGUAUGGUGUAAUGUUCUUCCCCAUGUUGAAUCAUACUAAGUAUUCGGGCAUUAAAA